Messenger RNA from Meira miltonrushii, 1935 nucleotides. RefSeq names its product terpenoid synthase. Gene Ontology annotation, molecular function: prenyltransferase activity. Lineage: Eukaryota; Fungi; Basidiomycota; Exobasidiomycetes; Exobasidiales; Brachybasidiaceae. Gene Ontology annotation, cellular component: transferase complex. The transcript has a single exon. Gene Ontology annotation, biological process: isoprenoid biosynthetic process; ubiquinone biosynthetic process. The record is from RefSeq and is a predicted model, not a curated record. Bases 93 to 1703 code for a protein of 536 amino acids.
UGCGUAAAGGGUAUUCUAGCCACUCAGCCGUGCAUUCCCGUAGGUAAAUUAUUGCAUUCUUCUCACCAUCAUUAUCUCAGGACAUGGCAACAAUGGCUAGCAGCAGCCUUAUCAGAGGCAGCAAAACAACUUUGACUAAUCCAUCAAUACGUAGAUCUGUACUUCGGCAUCGUGUCUUCACCCCUUCAAUAUCUUCAACUUGUCAUCAAAGAUAUCAAGGAACAUGGUCAUCCGUAGUAGGAACGGCAAAAAGCCUGUUAGGAUCACAGGAUCCACCUCCACCUUCAUCAUCAAAAUCUUCAAACAAUAAUACAUCCUCGAGUCAACCACCAAAGCCAAUCAUCAGAGACCCACUAGAACUAGUAGGAAGAGAACUAACAUCAUUACGCAGCAAUGUAAGCUCUUUGCUGGGGAGCGGACAUCCUUCAUUAGACACAAUUGCCAAAUACUACUUUCAAGCAGAGGGAAAACAUGUCCGUCCGUUGAUGGUACUGCUUAUGGCUAGAGCAACAAAUGGACAUAGUCCUCUUUGGCCAGAGCUUUUGGCAAGAUCAAGAGCUCAAUCACAACCUACUGCUGAAGCUGUGGAGAAUGAGAUGGGAAUAAAUGAGCCUUUGAGCCCAAAAGAUGUUUUGAACGAUUUCAAUCCUCAUAUGGAAGGAAUGGAAGGUAAAUUACCGGAAAUGCCCGCCACGGGAGAUGCAGCUACAGAGGAAAUGAGAAGGUUGGCAACAGAAGGUGGAGAUGCGAACAUUUUACCGACACAAAGAAGACUGGCUGAGAUAACGGAAAUGAUUCAUGUCGCCUCGCUAUUACACGAUGACGUGAUCGAUAACUCGGAAAUGAGAAGAGGAACCGCUUCAGCUCCUUCUGCGUUUGGAAACAAGUUGAGCAUUUUGGGAGGUGACUUUUUGCUUGCCCGUGCCAGUGUUGCAUUAGCAAGACUUAGAAAUUGCGAAGUUGUGGAAUUAUUGGCGACGGUGAUUGCUAAUUUGGUAGAAGGAGAGGUUAUGCAACUUCAAGCCCAAUCCUCAAAUUCUCAUCCAUCAGCUCACAAGAGCGCUUUUACCUCAUUUUGGAAUUCACCUGCCGAACAAGAAGCGAGAGAAAAGGCGGCAGAAGCUAAUGCAGUUAAUGCGAAUGGUCCAUCGGCAGCUAUGUUCGAACACUACCUACAAAAGACAUACUUGAAAACUGCUGCUUUGAUCGGAAAAUCGACCCGUGCUGCCACGAUUUUGGGUGGAUUUGGCGAAGACGCCAUUCGUGCUAGCGGUUGUGGUUCAGAGGCAGAACUGAUGGCAAAGAAUGUUCGAGAUGCCGCUUACACAUUUGGCCGUAAUGUUGGUAUUGCAUUCCAAUUGGUCGAUGAUCUUUUGGAUUUCCGUUCCACUUCAGCCGCUUUCGGAAAGCCUUCGGGUGGAGCAGAUCUGCGAUUGGGAUUGGCAACAGCUCCUGUUCUUUUCGCAUGGCAAGAAUAUCCGCAAGAGCAAUUGGGCGAGAUGGUGAAACGUAAAUUCUCGCAGGAAGGAGAUGUUGAAUAUGCUCUUAACAUUGUGCGGAAGUCAAAAGGUCUCGAAAGAACGACAGAAUUGGCCAAACAUCAUGCUCAAUUGGCAAGUGACGCUCUUGCACAACUACCGCAAAGCGAAGCACGAGAUGCUUUGGAACAAUUGAACGAACAAAUUAUAAGUCGAGUCAAAUAAGCACACGCAUAAUCCUGUACAACCGUCACCAUCACUCAAAUGUACUUUUAGCCCCAUCGUUUAUAUUGUAAGGUGACCAAUAGACUUUUUCGAAACCUGUAUUGUGUUUUGCAUGUGCGGUAGUUUUAUUGAGAUCGUGGCUCUGCUUCAGCAUCGCCCUUUUUCGACCUCGAACCCUCAGGCAAGCCCCUUCCUCCGUGAUACACAAAGUAUGUUGACUAGCCUCUUUACA